Eublepharis macularius is the source of this 1281-nucleotide messenger RNA. It is a transcript of the gene PPIE, whose product is annotated as peptidylprolyl isomerase E. The record is from RefSeq and is a predicted model, not a curated record. Gene Ontology annotation, molecular function: peptidyl-prolyl cis-trans isomerase activity; RNA binding. Gene Ontology annotation, biological process: protein folding; protein peptidyl-prolyl isomerization. Bases 275 to 982 code for a protein of 235 amino acids. Lineage: Eukaryota; Metazoa; Chordata; Lepidosauria; Squamata; Eublepharidae. Gene Ontology annotation, cellular component: intracellular membrane-bounded organelle. The transcript is spliced from 10 exons.
CGCUUGUGGGAAAGGAGCAUGGCCUCCACCAAGAGGGUCUUGUACGUGGCAUUUGCUAAGGCCACAUGAAUAGUGAGCAUCAAACAUGAGGUGUUUUCUGUGAGCAGGUGGGCUUGCGGAAGAAGUGGACGAGAGGGUGCUGCAUGCAGCUUUCAUUCCUUUUGGUGACAUCACAGAUAUCCAGAUCCCGCUGGACUAUGAGACAGAAAAACAUCGUGGUUUCGCUUUUAUUGAAUUUGAGCUGGCUGAGGAUGCUGCAGCAGCCAUCGACAAUAUGAACGAAUCUGAGCUUUUUGGAAGGACGAUUCGUGUCAACCUGGCCAAACCAAUGAGAAUUAAGGAAGGAUCCUCCCGGCCUGUCUGGUCAGAUGAUGACUGGCUGAAGAAAUUUUCAGGGAAGACCCUUGAAGAGAAUGUGGAAGAAGAAGGGGCUGAGCCUGCCAAAUCAGAGGCCCAGGAGGGUGAGCCUCCAGCCAAGAAAUCAAGGGCUAACCCUCAGGUUUACAUGGACAUCAAGAUUGGAAAUAAACCUGCUGGCCGCAUAAACAUGCUCUUAAGAUCGGAUAUUGUACCCAUGACCACAGAGAACUUCCGCUGUCUGUGCACGCAUGAGAAGGGAUUUGGCUUCAAAGGGAGCAGCUUUCAUCGUGUGAUCCCCCAGUUCAUGUGCCAAGCUGGUGACUUCACUCACCACAACGGCACAGGGGGGAAAUCCAUCUAUGGGAAGAAAUUUGAUGAUGAAAACUUCAUUCUGAAACAUGUGGGGCCAGGCAUGCUGUCCAUGGCCAAUUCUGGCCCCAACACCAACGGAUCUCAGUUCUUCAUCACUUGUGAUAAGACCGAUUGGCUGGAUGGGAAACAUGUUGUGUUUGGAGAGGUCACAGAAGGGAUGGAUGUGAUGCGGCAGAUUGAGGCUCAAGGAAGUAAAGAUGGAAAACCAAAGCAAAAAGUGAUCAUCUCAGACUGUGGUGAAUAUGUGUGAAUAAUUGUGUAAGGGAAAAAAAACUAGCUGGAAAGAACAGAUGGAAAAAGAAAAACUGUCCCUUCUGCCAUUGGCCUAGGCAGCUUCUUGGAGCUCUUCGCACAACACGAGUGCAAAACUGAGGCUGUUUUUACUCCUCAGGAGGGUGCUUGGACCAACCCCUCCCCCCCCAUGUAAAUAUUCAUGUGCUUGUAGAAAUUUUUGUUUAGUGUUCUUAUUCAGAACAGCCAAUUCUACAGCGCUGUGUUUUGUACAGAACUAACCUGCACAUAAAAUAAAUUGUAGAUAAUCUUUUUAAA